AUAUUUAUAGAUAUACAUCAAUACAUAUUUUUUGUAGACUAAUAAUAACAAGUUGAAAAUUUUGGAAACUGACAACCAUACAUAAACAAACAAUAAAAUAAAACCCCACAAACAUUACUCACCACAAAUUUUCAUUAAUUCCUAUGUUUUCAAAAAAACCACAACUAAAGAAGAUACCAGAAUUUGUCUGCAGCUGCUGAUCCUUCUUGUUACUGAAACUAGAGGUUGACUUUUCAAAAAUGGAGGAAGAUAGAGAGUCAAUAAGAUAUUGGUGUCAUCAAUGUGAGAGGCCAGUAGUUCCGAUUUUAGGUAUCGAAACGGUUAAAUGUGGUUCUUGUAAUGGCGAAUUUAUCGAGGAAAUGGGCGAUCACCUCCAUCAGGGUGGUGGUGGUGGUUCUGACCCGGAUCUUGACCCGGACCGGGCAGUUUCUCUAUGGGCUCCAAUCUUGUUAGGUAUGAUGAAUAAUCCUAGACGUCGUAGGAGAUUUACCCACAUUGAGUUUGAUGACGAUGAGGAGGAACGUCAAGUAGAGCGUGAUGAUGAUGAUUCGUAUGAACGUUAUCGUCGUUAUCAGUUUCAGGAUCCUCGUAUGGGAGGAGACUCUGAUUUGGACCGUGAGUUUCAGACGGUUAUUAGGAGGAGAGAUAGAAGGCCUUCUGCGAUUUUGCAGCUUCUUGAAGGUGUUAGAUCAGGGAUGGUAUCUGAAUCUGAAAACAAUAGGGAUAGGGAGAAUGGAACGGAUGGUAAUAGGGAACGUGUUAUUUUGAUUAAUCCGUUUAAUCAGACUAUUAUUGUUCAAGGUGGAGGUGGUAGUGGCAGAAAUAGGUCACAGACUCACCCGAUUGGUUCUUUGGGUGAUUACUUUUCGGGACCUGGGUUAGAGUUACUGUUGCAGCAUUUGGCUGAGAAUGACCCGAAUAGAUAUGGGACUCCACCAGCAAAAAAAGAGGCGGUGGAGGCAAUACCGAAUGUGACAGUUGAGGAAAAUUCAGUUCAAUGUUCAGUAUGUUUGGAUGAUUUUGAGGUUGGAGCUGAAGCUAAAGAAAUGCCUUGUAAACAUAGGUUUCAUAGUGAAUGUAUCUUGCCAUGGCUCGAGCUUCAUAGCUCGUGUCCUGUUUGCAGGUUCGAGUUGCCUUCUGAUGAAUCAAAAUUACACCAAGAUCAAGAAGGGUCUGGUGGUGAAUCCGAGAAUGCUGGGAACAAUAGACGAUUUUCUGUUUCUCUCCCUUGGCCUCUUAGCAGCUUAUUCUCGUCAACAAGUGGGCCUGAAAGUGGGAGCUUGGUGACAUCAACAUCAGCAUCAGGUUCUAGUUCAUCUCCACAAGAUCAUGAACCUCAUGGUGAGGAAGAUCACUAGACUGCCCUAGGCGACCCGUUUAAGUUCCCUGCUCGUUUUCUUGGAGCUUGGUGAAUUCAAAAUCAGCAUCGGGUUCAAGUUCAACUCAACAAGAUCAUGAACCUUACGGUGAUGAAGAUCAUCAUUAGGCUGACUCUCAGCCUGCGUAAGUUCCCUACUCGUAUUAUAGGCUUUCUGCUUUGUUACAGUCCCAUGUACAUUAAUUAAUAAGUGUAAUAUUGACAGAGUUGAAUUGCCUAUUUCCAUCGACCUGUAUGUAUUAUAUAAAUUAUCUUCCUUUGUUGGUCUAACAAUGUUAUGGAUCAUUUGUUCUUGAUAUGUACCGUGUUGGCUCAUUAA
Erigeron canadensis is the source of this 1697-nucleotide messenger RNA. Its product is annotated as E3 ubiquitin-protein ligase SIRP1-like. Gene Ontology annotation, biological process: protein ubiquitination. The transcript is spliced from 2 exons. Bases 240 to 1358 code for a protein of 372 amino acids. Lineage: Eukaryota; Viridiplantae; Streptophyta; Magnoliopsida; Asterales; Asteraceae. The record is from RefSeq and is a predicted model, not a curated record. Gene Ontology annotation, molecular function: ubiquitin protein ligase activity. Gene Ontology annotation, cellular component: cytoplasm.